CACUACAUCAAUCGCGAGUGAAAGAUGAGCAGCGGCGGCGGCAUGGUGGCGCCGUUCGUGGCCAAGACGUACGCGAUGGUGGACGACCCGGCGACGGACGCCGUGGUCGGGUGGGGGCCGGCCAGCAACAGCUUCGUCGUCGCCGACCCCUUCGCUUUCUCGGAGAUGCUGCUGCCCGCGCACUUCAAGCACUCCAACUUUUCCAGCUUCGUUCGCCAGCUCAACACCUACGGCUUCCGCAAGGUCGACCCGGACCGCUGGGAGUUCGCGCACGCCUGUUUCCUGCGCGGCCAGACGCACCUCCUGCCCCGCAUCGUCCGGCGCCGGAGCGGCGGCAAGCGUGGCAAGGAAGACGCCGACGAGGAGGAUGAUGACAUCAGCACCAAGAUGUUAGCCAUGGAGGUGGUCCGGCUGAAGGAGGAGCAGAGGGCCACCGAGGACCGCCUGGCGGCGAUGUGGCGCCGGGUGCAGGACGCCGAGCGCCGGCCCAAGCUCAUGCUCGCCUUCCUCCUCAAGGUCGUCGGAGACCCCGACGUGCUGCGCCGCCUCGUAGGCAACUCGGGCUGCAACGACGGAUUGUUCCCCGGCGAGGGCGCGGAGGCCAAGAGGCCGCGGCUGCUUCUCGACGGGGAAGCCCAGGUGAGCAAGAAGAAGAUGCGCGUCGACGGCGACGGGCUCUUGUACGGCAUCAACCGGCAGGAGGCCUUCGUGCGGGAACCCAGGGUCGACUUCACUGGUUUCUACACCGGAGGCGAUGGCUUUAGCGAGGUGCCGGUGGACGACCCGCCGUACGCUUUCCGUGUGGACACCGGCUACUGAGUUCGGUUCGAUUAGAGGGUGUUUCACCGACACAUGUGUGUACUGUACGUAGUAGGAGGUUUGGUUUUUAGACGACGUGGUAGGAGUACUUUGUGCCAAACAGUAUGUGAACAAGGGAAGCUACAAAAUAUGCGGUAAUUUAUACUUUUUGUUUUGCAAAAAAAUCCAAAAAAAGGGUAAAGUACACAAGGAUGUGAUGUGUAUGUAAAUCUUCAUAAGGAAAUACCUGAACCUGUGCAAAAGAAACUGAUUUGUCUUUC
Messenger RNA from Triticum dicoccoides, 1079 nucleotides. RefSeq names its product heat stress transcription factor C-2a-like. Gene Ontology annotation, biological process: cellular response to heat; regulation of transcription by RNA polymerase II. Gene Ontology annotation, molecular function: DNA-binding transcription factor activity; RNA polymerase II cis-regulatory region sequence-specific DNA binding. The coding region runs from base 25 to 819 and encodes 264 amino acids. NCBI's taxonomy places the organism in Eukaryota, Viridiplantae, Streptophyta, Magnoliopsida, Poales, Poaceae. Gene Ontology annotation, cellular component: nucleus. The transcript has a single exon. The record is from RefSeq and is a predicted model, not a curated record.